Molecule: messenger RNA, 201 nt
Organism: Diversispora eburnea
Lineage: Eukaryota; Fungi; Glomeromycota; Glomeromycetes; Diversisporales; Diversisporaceae
Source: the annotation of a GenBank genome assembly
ACAUCCAAGUUCCUGAAAAAAGAUAUGGAAGCACUGAGGGUGAGCUACAUGUCUACCUCAGAUGAGAACGAUGUAAUACUUAAUUUAUCAGUCACUAACUUUUCGAAUCAGUAUGCUAUUUCUCAUAUUAGUCAUGAAAUACUUAAAGAUUCAGAUUUUAAAGUCGACAGAUUUAUAUGUAUUACGGAUCCUACAGUUUGA